Pangasianodon hypophthalmus (striped catfish) is the source of this 1795-nucleotide messenger RNA. Its product is annotated as C-C motif chemokine 3-like 1. Gene Ontology annotation, molecular function: CCR chemokine receptor binding; chemokine activity. The transcript has 4 exons. The record is from RefSeq and is a predicted model, not a curated record. Gene Ontology annotation, cellular component: extracellular region. The coding region runs from base 58 to 507 and encodes 149 amino acids. Gene Ontology annotation, biological process: positive regulation of ERK1 and ERK2 cascade; cellular response to type II interferon; inflammatory response. Lineage: Eukaryota; Metazoa; Chordata; Actinopteri; Siluriformes; Pangasiidae.
ACUUCUAACCAUGCCAGUACGAUACUCAAAGAAGUCACUAGAUGGAGCAUAGCAUUCAUGAGGAAUUUAAAAUCCCUUGGAGACAAGCGCUGGAGAAUAAAUCCUGUAGUCGAGCUGUACACAAGCUUAACUUUUCUGCCUCUUUGUUUCUACAUACAGAUCUCGAGCUCUCACUCCAGUCCGUCUCUGUGUGAAAUCAGACCUUCUGCUAGAAUGAGGAACCUGGCGGCUCUGCUGUUUCUGCUGUCGCUCUGCUCUCUUCAUCUGGUGUCUAGCGCUCCCAACGCUUUUGAUUACAAAAAUCAUUGCUGUUCAGGAAAAACUGAUGUGAGGAUCCCUAAAUUGAACAUCAAGAACUACUGGUGGACCAGCAGAAACUGCAGCAUAAAAGCCAUUGUCUUUGAGACUAAAUUCAACAGGACAAUCUGUGUGGAUCCCAACGCUGUUUGGGUCAGCGGUCACAUGAAGGUCGUGGAUGAUAGAAAAACCUCAGUAUCAAAACCCUGAAGCUCAGCAUUAGACGGCAAUUCAACAAAGAAAACUGUUUAACUUAGAGAAUUUAUUUAAUUUACUGUAAAAAUGUUGUAAUUCCUGUUUCAAUUUCUGAAAUAAAAAGCCAUUUGUAAUUAUUGACUCAUACGAUCAGCAGCAUGGAUUCUACUGACAUGUUCUGACCUCUGAGCGUUAAUGUGUCAGCGCCACCUGGUGUGUGUAAGAGAUCUGUGGUUCCAAUUAAUGAAACAGUAAAAAAAAUAAAUAAAUACCUCCACAGCACAGAUUUAUUUUAUGAACAUAAUCCAACUAUUCAAAUAGUAGCCUCAUUAUUUAAAUGUGUACAACAUUUUUGGCUAUUUAUUGGGGCCAUGGAGUUUUAUUAUUCCUGAACUUUCCAUCAACUGAAGUCCAAGAUUGACUUCCAGACUGAGAAGAAGAAGGCAAAUCCUGACUUAUUUAUCCUAUUACAGUUAAAAGCUACAGCUGGAUUUUGCAUAAAAAUCAUGGAGUUUGUCCUUUCUCUGAUAAAUAUACAGUAUACAUGAUAUACACUAUAAGGCCAAAAGUAUGUGCACACCUGACCAUCACACCCUUAUGCAGGUCUUCCCCAGACUGUUGCCACAAAGUUGGCACCACACAAUUGUAUAGGAUGUCUCUGUAUACUGUAGCAUUACAAUUUUCCCUUCACUGGAACUAAGAGGACCAAACCUGUUCCAGCAUGACAAUGCAACCUGUUCCUGUGCACAAAGCAAGUUCCAUGAAGACAUAGUGUGUUAAGCUUGGAGUGGAAGAACUCGAGUGUCCUGCACAGAACCCUGACCUCAACCCCACUGAACACCUUUGGGAUGAACUGGAACACCGACUGAACCCCAGACCUCCUCACCAACAUCAGCGCCUGAUCUCACUAAUGCUCUUGUAGCUGAAUGAACACAAAUCCCCACAGCCACGCUCCAAAAUCUAGUGGAAAGCCUUCCCAGAAGAGUGGAUGUUAUUACAACAGCAAAGGGAGAAUAAAUCUGAAAUGCGAUGUUCAAAAAGCAAAUAUGAAUGUGACGGUCAGGUGUCUGCAAACUUUUGGCCAUAAAGUGUAAUAUUUGAUAUGGUUUCAUGAGAGCAUUACUAUUAUUGAAUAUUUGCAUGUAACUGUAAUGAUUUUUUCCCUCCUCUCUCUUUGGAGAAUCAUUGAGACAUUCAGCCUCAUCUAUCAAACUGGAUACAAACAGAUUUAUUCAUAAACUCAAUGUUCAUAAGAAAUCCUGUAAUUUCAGAAAAAUAAAAUUUGUAUCCUACUCGUGCUCUA